This is a messenger RNA of Solanum tuberosum (potato), 3576 nucleotides long. RefSeq lists its product as uncharacterized. Bases 350 to 3289 code for a protein of 979 amino acids. Gene Ontology annotation, molecular function: DNA binding; zinc ion binding. NCBI's taxonomy places the organism in Eukaryota, Viridiplantae, Streptophyta, Magnoliopsida, Solanales, Solanaceae. The transcript has 8 exons. The record is from RefSeq and is a predicted model, not a curated record.
UUUUCUUCUACUAUACCAAAAAAAACACAUUGUACAUACCAAAAUUAUUAUAUUUUUUUGCAAUUUCUCUAAGUAUCUCAAUUUCAUCGUCUGUUUCUUUACAUAUCAAGAAAAAAAUAGUUUUUUAAAAAAAAAAUUUGGUUACUUUUUUAGUACAAUUACUUGUAAAAAUGAUGUGGAAUUGAAAGAAAUGAUAAAGUUUUGAUUUUUAAGAGAUAUAAAUGAGUUUGCUAUGGAUUUUUGGAAAUAAAGGUCAUCUGAGUGGUUAAGCUAGCACUGGUUUAAGGACUAAGGAUCUGAACCAUCGCGUCGAUCAGGGCUUCAUUACAAGCUGUAGUCUGUCUUGCUGAUGACAAAUUUCAACGACGAUGAUAUUGAUUUAGGACUUGCUCUAGGUUGCACCACCACUCGUAAUGUUCAUGCGAAGCUAAAAGACGCUGUAGGUGCAGGUGUAAAUGCAAGCUCAACCGGGGGUAUGACAUUUGCAGCAUCUGAUCCCCUAUCGGAAUUAGUUUGGUCCCCUCGUAAAGGUUUGAGCCUCAAAUGUGCUGAGAGUGGCUUAGCUGACAAGAAACCUUUUCGUCUGUGGAAUGUGGGACCAACCACUUUGAUUACCGCACCAUCACAAAGUGACAGAUUUAAGGGGACUUAUGAUGAAAAUGCUGCUUAUGAGAAGAUAAUCGAUCAAGAAAGGUUGGAGAUCAAUAAAAUGGUAUUAAAAAGUGGAAAUGAAAUUGGCUGCAGCAGCAAAGUGAAGAUAAUGAACACUGCUGACGGAGUUGAUAUGGUAGACGCUGAUCAAGAUGAGGAGAAUGUCAAGAAUACUGAGAAGGGCUUUUGUGUUCUGACAGUUGAAAGUUGUGAAAAGGAUGCAGGCAAAGGAGAUUUUGGAACGGAGAGAUUUCUGCUACAUGGAGCCAGUUCCAAGGUUGAUAUGGGAACCACUGAACCUCUAGCAGGGAAAAUUAAUCAAGAAAUUUCGACUAGUGAUAAGUGUAGAAAUGAAGAUGUUUCCGGUGGCAGUCAGGCUCUAAUUCCUACUGUCAAAGACUCAGAGGCCCCUGCAUGUCUGCUUCCAAAUUCACCAAUCAAAAUGGAAGCAGACAACACAUUAGAAUCUACCGGUCUCCCAGCAUUAGAGUGCACAGAUGAGAAUGAUGUACAUCUUCCAGGGAUUAUCGAGACUUGUGAUCAGAAUGAGGAGCAACUUCUUAGGGGAAGUUCUGUUCCACCUGAAACUCCUCCAACACAUAGCAGGUCCUCAUCAUAUAGAAGGAAAGGCAAAGCAAAAGCAUUGUCCGACGGAAAUUCCAAUACCAAAAUGUCAAAUGAUGAGGAAGAUAGCCAUGAGAGUGUAGAAAGCUGCAACAGUACAGGGUUAAACCCAAAGGGUAAGAAACGUUGGCACUUUGAGCAGCAGUUUUUUGUCGGAAGUAAACGAAUCAGAACGGAUAUACACCGAGAUCCUGCCACAGAAUCGACAGUUGCACAUAAUAGCUCUUUUGUGACUUGGAUUUCAAACAUGGUAAAGGGUUUGUCUAAAUCCAAACUUGAAGGGUCUCCUACUCUUGCUCUCACCUUCACUCCUAAUAAUGAGGAAAGUCAUGGAAAAGAGACUAAUCAUCAGGAAAUUGUUAUGUAUGAUAAAGAUCAUGAUUCCGGUAGCAGGUCAAUGGGGUUCCGAUCUGUAUUUCAGUCGUUAUACUGUCCAACCUUAAAGGUGUCUGAAACAGAAAUACCGAAAGAGGAUCAUUCAGUGGGAGAGCCUAAAAAGCUUUCAUCAGCUGACAAAAUCCUCAUUGAUGUUCCUCCAAUAUCCUGCCAUCCGGGAGGCGAUAUGUUAGAUGCACACAUGCUAAUGUCUAAUGACAACUCCAACCAAUCUACAGUGGCUUGCAAGGAAGUUCCAUUGAUGGAAACUCAGAUUACACCAGCAGUUGUUGCUCCUCGGGAGGUUAGUAGAACCACUUCAGCAGAAAACAAAGCUUCUAAUGGCUCGAUGUCUAGACUUAGAACCAGCAUUUGUGAGGAAAAAAAUACCUCUCAUUCAUCUGAAUAUGACAUGUCUAGUAGAAAUCAGUCUCUUCGUAGCCUGUGGAUUACUAGAUUCUCCAACAAAACUCCUGGAACUGUUGUAAACAUAGAUAAUUCCAAGCCAACUACACAUGAAACAAGUGUGGUGUGUCGGAUUGAACAGGCAAACUCCGAUGUAAAGGAGACUUCGGAUAAAGACCAAUAUGAUGAUGUUGCAGCCAGCUCGAAAGAGAUUCGUGACAAUAAUUAUGAAAGGUCCAUGAAUAAUCUGCAGCCUAUUGUAUCUUCAGCAAAGUUCAAGAAGUCGGAGGCACUGGCCUCACUGUUUUCUAGGAGAUUGGAUGCCCUUAAAUUCAUAGGACCUUUUUCAACAAGAAAUGAGUAUAGCUACACAAGAACAACUUGUUUCUUCUGUGGCAAAAGUGGCCAUGACUUGCGCAACUGUUCGGAAGUGAUAGAAUCUGAAUUGGAAGUUCUUAUUAGAAGCAUCAGGGCUUACGAAGGCGCUGAGGAAUCUUCUUGUUUGUGCAUUAGAUGUUUUCAGCUUGAUCAUUGGGCUAUUUCCUGCCCAACUUCAGCUUCAAACAGGAGCGACAAUUUGCGGGUCUUAUCUGGCAAUGAAUGUUUGCCUAGCCAACUUGAAAUAAAGCAAGGUCAUCCCAUUGAACUUGCUAAUCGUGUUCAUCACAGUAGAGAUAGAUCAUCUAGUGACCUAAUGCACAACAGAAAACAGUUCUUGUUUGCAAUAACUUCUGGUUCCAAUCAAGUUCUGAAGCAGAGAACGUCUGAUUCUACGGAGAACAGUUUGAAAGAAAAUAUAAUUUCUUCCAAUUUUGUUACUAAAGAGACAGCAGAUGUUCCAAGAGGAAUUUUUGAUGUCAUCAGGGGUCUUCGGUUGUCUCGUAUAGAUAUUCUCAAAUGGAUGAAUUCCCACACUUCACUAUCGCAUUUGGACGGGUUUUUCUUGCGUUUGAGACUAGGGAGGUCGGAAGCAGGGCUAGGGGGUACAGGAUAUUAUGUUGCAUGCAUUAAUGGUCUAAAAGGAGAAAAUUUAGAGAGAGAUUCCAAUAACUGCAUAUAUGUUAAUGUCUGUGGAGUCAAAUGCCCUGUGGGAAGCCAGUAUAUCUCCAACCAAGACUUUUUGGAGGAUGAACUAUCCACUUGGUGGCACAAAAUGUUGGAGAGUGGUGGAAAGGUUCCUGAAGAAGGCGAUUUAAGGCUAAAACUUGACGAGCGGAUGAAACUAGGGUUCUAAGAACUCAUCAGAACACACACCAAGUCCCGAGUUUGGAUCGUCGAAACCAGACCAAGAAAUCAGCUAUUCCACCAUCUUGUAAAUAAGAUUUUGGGUGCUAUUUCACAAAUUCUUUGUUUCUUUUUCUUUAUUUGGUAUUCUAGACAUUUGAGAUUUGAGAGUUCUUUUUAGUGAUCAUCUUGUGUAGACAGAUGAAUGUAUUUGUUAUCAUAAUGCUUUUGAAAUGUUGAUUAGAUAACAUGAGAAAUAUUGUUUGAAAAAAAUAGAAAGAACAUUAUUUUCUAUUA